Molecule: messenger RNA, 1122 nt
Organism: Salvia miltiorrhiza (redroot sage)
Lineage: Eukaryota; Viridiplantae; Streptophyta; Magnoliopsida; Lamiales; Lamiaceae
Product: protein FAR1-RELATED SEQUENCE 5-like
Exons: 4
Coding region: 1-1122 (373 amino acids)
Biological process (GO): regulation of DNA-templated transcription
Source: RefSeq, a predicted model, not a curated record
AUGUUGGAUAAGUAUGCACUUAAAGAAAAUGAUUGGUUGAAGCGUUUGUUUAGUUUGAAGGAAAAAUGGGCCUUAGUCUAUGGACGACAAAUGUUUUGUGCUGACAUGACUAUCACCCAAAGGAGUGAGAGUGUGAACAGUGUUGUGAAGAGAUAUGUAAAUUACAAGCAUAAGUUUCUUGAAUUCUUUAAGCACUUUCAGAGGCUUCUUGAUGAUCGUCGAUAUGAGGAGAUAAAAGUCGAUUUUAAAGCAAGUACAAGUGUUCCACAUUUGAUAUAUCCGGUUCAGGUUUUAAAGCAGGCAGCAGGUAUUUAUACCCCUGAGGUAUACAAAAUCUUUGAACAAGAGUGGUAUAAAUCACAUGAUUGUAGUGUGGAAUGCUCUGAUGAUGGGGGAUUACAAGUGAGUUACAAAAUUACUCCUUAUAACAAGAGUCAUCACCAUAUAGUUGCAUUUGAUUCAUCGAGUGGAAAGGUAUUCACAAUGAAAAGCAUUACGAAUAUCCCAGGAGAAUACAUCCUAAAAAGGUGGACGCGGAAAGCAAAAGUUGGAUUUACUGGAGAUUCGAAUCUUAACACAUGCAACUUAGAUCCAAAAGUGCUUCAGAAUGUGCGAUAUAAAGAACUGUGUGGAUUGUAUGUUCAAUUGGUUACAAAAGCAUCAGAGAAUGAAUAUACCUAUAUAAUUGUUAAAGAUAGAAUUUUGAAGAUGUUUGAUAUAGUGGAUGGCAGAUUGCAAAGUAUGAAAUCAACAGAUAAUGAGGUACAUGGUAAAGAGUUUGACAAUCAUUCAUUGAUUGGGGAUGAGCCACAUAUUAAAGUAAAAAACAAUUCUGGAGCCAAAGGUAUAAAAUCAAAGAACAAGACAACUUCAGGCAAGAGACCAAGAGGUGGCUUAGAGAAAGCUUCACAGAAAAGAAGAGGAAGACGGGGAAAAAAUCUACCUUCAAUUGCUGUCACAAGUUCAUCCCCGUUGUUAUCUUCCAAUGAGGGUGGAGAAGAAAAUCUUAACACUACUUCUAUAGCAUCUGCUAUACCAUAUCAAAUGCCCAACACAUUUGAGGCACAACAACCACUUAACUUUGGAUCUUCAGGAACAAACAACUCACAACCAAAUGAAUAG